CGGGGCGGGACGGGACGGGAGGGGAGAGCGCAGCACAGCACAGUACAGCACAGCGCAGCACAACACAGCGCAGCACAGCACAGCGCGCAGCGGCGGCUGCCUACACUGCCUGGGCGGGAGCCAGCUCCGCGCGCGGCAAAUGUGCCCCGGGAAGCGGACUUUUACCUCUGCCUUAGGCAUUGUGGUUGCACUCGGUCUGCCCUGAGGUCAGAAGGGACUUGCAGCAAGGACCAUGCGGUGAAGCAGAGAGCUGGACCCGGGGACGCUGUUGUGCACGCACACAUCCAGCGUGGAAGGAUCGCGUGUGACUGCUCCAGUCGGAAAAGGGAAAUAAAAACGCGCGAGUCGGUGGGAAGAAAAGCAGAAUCUCACAUUCCUGACUCGCCACUACCUUCUUGGAGACCUUCGCAAGUGCCUCUCGCUAGCUGAUCCUGCUCCCCGGUGCCUGCAGCAGCCUGCAUCUGGCGCUUCCCUCCCUCUCGCUAGCCCGAGAUAAAAACCAUUUGCAGAAAGGUUUUGGUUUUCGUCACCUCUGGGACGAGAGACUUGCGGCCGAGGAAGGUGCUUCCCUCCGAACCCGCUAGCACGGAGCGAUCCGCCUCUGCGGAGAGCUGUGCCCGCUCGGCGGACCAGCCAGCUAGGGAAAGGCGACCCUCGCAGCCCGGCUCCCGGGAGAGGGGGGCAGGAGCGGACCCUCCCCUGCUGGCGGCGACCCCCGAGGGCCGGGCGGCCCCGCCGGAGCGGGCGCCCCCGAGCUGAGCACUCACCCGGCCGCGCCGUCUGCCCCAGUGCCGUGCUAAGUGGAUUUGCCAUUAUUAGUGCCUCCUUGGAAAUAAGUACAGAGCUGUCACUGAGUUUUCCAAAUCAGCAUUGCAACCCUUAUGUCAGGAUUUCAGAUGCAUGCCAGGUUCCCACUGGGUGCCAGAAGUAGAGAUCACUACAGAUGGAGCCCCAAAGUCAGCAUGGCAGUGGUGGUUCAUUAGUUGUCAUUCAGCAGCCCUCUUUGGACAGCCGGCAAAGGUUGGACUAUGAAAGAGAAAGCCAGCCAACAACUAUUUUGUCACUGGACCAGAUCAAGGCGAUCAGGGGCAGCAAUGAAUACACCGAAGGUCCAUCUGUGGUGAAAAAAUCAGGGCCACGGACAGCACCGAGGCAAGAAAAGCAUGAAAGAACUCACGAAAUUAUACCAAUUAAUGUGAAUAAUAAUUAUGAACACAGACCCAGUCAUGUGGGGCAUGUGGCACAUCAGCAUAAUGCAAGGGCUCCUGUCUUGAGCAGAUCAACUAGCACAGGGAGUGCAGCUAGCUCUGGAAGCAAUAGCAGUGCUUCCUCAGAGCAAGGACUGCUGGGACGGUCACCUCCAUCCAGGCCAGGUUCAGGCCACAGAUCCGAUCGGACAAUCCGGACACAGCCCAAGCAGUCGUCUUUGAUUGUAGAUGAUCUGAAGGGUCCCUUGAAAGAGGACUUGACACAGCACAAGUUUAUCUGUGAACAGUGUGGGAAGUGCAAAUGUGGCGAAUGCACAGCCCCAAGGGCCCUCCCGUCUUGCUUGGCCUGCAACCGGCAGUGCUUGUGCUCUGCUGAGAGCAUGGUGGAGUAUGGUACCUGCAUGUGUUUGGUCAAGGGGAUCUUCUACCACUGUUCCAAUGACGAUGAAGGGGACUCUUAUGCGGAUAAUCCCUGCUCUUGUUCCCAGUCACAUUGCUGUUCUAGGUACCUGUGCAUGGGAGCAAUGUCCUUGUUCUUGCCUUGCUUGCUCUGCUACCCUCCUGCAAAAGGAUGCCUAAAACUGUGUCGAGGGUGCUAUGACCGUGUCAAUCGUCCAGGCUGCCGGUGUAAGAACUCCAACACUGUCUAUUGUAAACUGGAGAGCUGCCCCUCUCGGGGUCAGGGCAAGCCCUCAUGAUUUUUGGAGGGAGGUUCACUUUCUCCAACUGUUACUUUCAGGUUAUAGCUGAUUUUCCCCUAGUCCCCUUUGUUUUUUUUUCUUGUGCUUUCCUUUCUUUCUCCCCCACUUCAAAUACUUGUUCUUCCCUUUGCAUCUUUGCUCUCCUUUUAUUGCUCUCUUUCUAUUGACUCAGCUGAGUGUGGAGUGUUUUACGUAGUCAUUGCUGCUCUUUGGUAAGUGUGGACUCCGUAUCUGCAUCUGCCUAUUCACUUUGGCAGGGCUUUUUGAGUUUGCAACGAAACCACUCCUGAAAGAGGCAGUGAGGGGCUCACUGGGCUCUUUUGCAGCCUCUUGCUCUGUGAAUAUCUUCCCAAAGAUGUUUUUUGUUCUCAGCAAUUCUUUUUCUUGUUCAGUUGUUUGUUUUGUUUUUUUUGUUUUGUUUUCGUUGACCCCCCCCAGUUCCCAGGAGUAACUGUUUAAUGAGUGAGCUAGAUUGUGAAGCAGCAUUUUGUGUGUACCCUUUCUGGACAGCGAUGUAAAAUAAAGGCCUUACGGAAAGAAAGGCCUGACUCUUUUGCAAGCAACCUGCUUUUCUUUUUUUUUUUCCUCCUGUUUUGUCUUAGCUUUUGGAAUAGUCUCAGUCCUGAGAUUUAGCUGGUUGCUCCUCCCCUGCCUCUUCUUUUUUACUUUUAAUGCAACUUCAGUUUUUGCUUCACUAUGUAGAUCUUCACAUUGGAGACAUUAUGGCUGCAACGUAUUCAUUUAUUGCUGUCAAAUCUUUGAAGGAUAUGGCUCACUCCAUCCUCCUACUCCUGUUUCUAUAGUCUAUCAGUAUCAUGUUGAUAUUAAAGUUGGUGGUGUUCAUAUAUCCAAACAGUUUUCAGGUGUCAUUAAGUUGCAUAAAUGUUUCUUGUGAUCCUUUUGGUUUAGUGAAUUUAGCUCUGCUCUGUACUUUAUAAUUUUAUUCUGUUCUCUGUUUUAUUGCCUUAGCCACAAAUUGUGGUCUUUUUGUAUAUUUUAUGUAUAAAACACAAAAUUGAAUUCUGACUAUUUUUAAGACAAAAGUCUGUUAAAACUUUUUUUAUUGUAAAGAAUAUUUAUUAUGUGAAUCUAUUAUUUUAUGAUAUUUAUUGCAAAAGACUUUGAAAAUGUACUCAUGUCUGAAUAUAACAAAAUAUCAAUACUUAACGAAAUAAGGAUGACACGAAGAAAGUACAUAUGUUAACUAUAAUGCAGAAAAUAUAUUAAUUA
This is a messenger RNA of Rhea pennata, 3139 nucleotides long. RefSeq names its product sprouty RTK signaling antagonist 1 (gene SPRY1). Gene Ontology annotation, cellular component: cytosol; membrane. Lineage: Eukaryota; Metazoa; Chordata; Aves; Rheiformes; Rheidae. Gene Ontology annotation, biological process: negative regulation of fibroblast growth factor receptor signaling pathway; multicellular organism development; negative regulation of Ras protein signal transduction. The record is from RefSeq and is a predicted model, not a curated record. Bases 944 to 1906 code for a protein of 320 amino acids. The transcript is spliced from 4 exons.